CGACUUUGUCCCAUGAAAAAUGUCACCAUUUCAUUCUUCUUUCAACUCUCAGUUUCUUCAUAGUAUAUAUUUCCCUGUGUUCUUUUUAGCCUCUCUGCAAAUCUGGCAUUCAUGCCCCUCCUCCCUUCACCUUAUCUUCUUUCUGUUCCAUUUGUUUCCUAGUCUUUGUUCUUUUCCUUUGUCUGGUUUUGUACUGCCCCUCAUGAAUUCUUGAUUCCCCCCUUCCAUUUUCAAGACUUCUGUGAAUGAACCCCCAACUACCCAGAGUUUCUUGUAGCUUUUGAGUGAAAUUUCAUAUAAAUAGCAAUAGCAAUGAUUCCCACACAUAGAGAGGAAUAGAAAGUCUGGGUCUUGGGUAUUCUUGGUUUGUCCUCCUUUGGCACUUCCUAUUUGGGGAAAAUUUGAGGUUUCUUGAAAGUAAAACCCUAAAAAUGGAAUCUUUGAGCUUGUUUUUGUUACUUGUGAUGGUAACAAUGUCUGCUGAGCCAGGGAGUAGUAGCGAUUCUAUAAAAGACAAGACCAUCCUGCUGUCAAUUGGGAAAGAGCUAGCGAUACCAGGGUGGGAAUCCAACGGCCCAGAUUUCUGCUCUUGGAGUGGAAUUGGGUGCAGCUCAGACCAAUCAACAGUGGAGAUUCUUGAUCUUUCUUACUUGAGGUUGCAAGGUAACCUUUCUUUAAUAUCUGAGCUCAAAGCUUUGAAGUGGCUUGACCUUUCUGGCAAUGAUUUCCAAGGACCAAUCCCACCCUCUUUUGGGAAUUUAUCUCAUCUUGAGUUUCUUGAUUUGUCUUUCAACAAUUUUGAGGGUUCCAUCCCUAGGGAACUUGGUAGCCUCAGAAACCUCAGAACAUUGAACAUCUCAAACAAUUUGCUCUCAGGAGAUAUACCUGAUGAACUCAAGGGGCUAGAGAGUCUUUUGGAUCUUCAGAUGUGUGCUAAUAAGUUGAAUGGUUCUAUUCCAAUGUGGGUUGGGAAUUUGACCAGCCUGAGAGUCUUUGCAGCCUAUGAGAACGAAUUCACCGGUCCCAUUCCAGAGAAUUUAGGCUUGAAUUCCUUGCUAAGGUCAUUAAACCUUCACUCAAACCAUCUUCAAGGGAUGAUUCCAGAAUCUCUGUUUGCAACGGGGAAGCUAGAGGUUCUGGUUCUGACCCAGAAUCAGUUGGUGGGGAAAAUACCCGAAUCGAUCGGGAGAUGCAGAGGCCUAUCGAGCAUUAGGAUCGGGAAUAACCGACUUGUAGGACCGGUUCCCAAAACGGUUGGUGACAUCAUAAGCCUUGCUUACUUUGAAGCUGACAACAAUGAUCUCUCUGGGGAGAUUCUCCGAGAGUUUGCACAAUGCACUAAUCUCACUCUCCUUAACCUGGCUUCGAAUGGAUUUACGGGAACCGUUCCUCCAGAGUUCAAGAAGCUCACCAAUCUCCAGGAGUUGAUUGUUUCCGGAAAUGCCCUUUUCGGAGAAAUCCCCACGGGAUCAAAGAAUCUGAACAAGCUUGAUUUGAGCAAUAACAGAUUCAACGGAACGAUACCCCAAGAUAUAUGUAAAACCUCAAGAUUGCAGUAUCUACUGUUGAGUCAGAACUCAAUAAGAGGAGAGAUACCAAAUGGGAUUGGGAAUUGCUUGAAGUUACUUGAGUUGCAGGUGGGAAGAAAUUACCUGUCAGGGCACAUCCCACCAGAGAUAGGGCAUAUGAAGAACUUGCAGAUUUCUUUAAACCUCAGCCACAACCAUCUCAGUGGAGUGUUACCCGAGGAGUUGGGAAAACUCGACAAGUUGGUUUCUUUAGAUGUGUCAAACAAUCAGAUCUCAGGGAACAUUCCAUCAGAAGUGAAGGGCAUGUUGAGUUUGAUAGAGGUUAACUUUUCAAACAACCGAUUAUCUGGACAGAUACCGGUUUUCGUGCCACUACAGAAGAGCUCAAACUCCAGCUUUCUUGGAAACAAAGGACUCUGCGGUGACCCUUUGAGUAGUUCUUGUGGAAACCUCAAUGGCAACUACAACAACCAUCAUAAAGUCUCAUACCGGAUCAUCUUAGCUGUCAUUGGUUCUGGUUUGGCAGUCUUCAUAUCUGUUACUGUGGUUGUUGUUCUGUUCAUGAUGAGGGAGAGAGAAGAAAAAGCUGCAAAAUCCGAGGAAGAAGAGAUCUGUAGGCAGCCAGUUAUGAUUGCAGGAAAUGUUUUUGUUGAGAAUCUCAAACAAGCCAUAGAUUUCGAUGAUGUCGUAAAAGCCUCCAUGAAAGAUUCAAAUAAGGUUAGUGUCAGUACAUUUAGCACUGUGUAUAGAGCCGAUAUGCCCUCCGGUUUGGUUUUAUCCGUUAAGAGGCUGAAAUCAAUGGACAAAACAGUCUUGCAAUACCAAACCAAGAUAAUCCGGGAGCUUGAGAAGCUGAGUAAGCUCUGCCAUGAAAAUCUGUUGAGGCCUAUUGGGUUUGCAAUCUACGAAGAUAAUGUUCUCCUGCUGCAUCAGUGCUUCCCAGAUGGGACAUUGGCACAGUUUCUUCAUGAAUCAGUGAAGGGACCUGAAGACUAUAAAACUGAGUGGCCAAGAAGACUGUCAAUCGCCAUUGGAGUGGCAGAAGGGCUGGCUUUCCUUCAUCAUGUGACGAUUAUUCACCUCGAUAUCUCUUCUGGGAAUGUGGUUCUUGACUCAAAUUUCAAGGCUUUGGUUGGUGAAGUUGAGAUAUCUCGGCUUCUUGACCCCUCCCGGGGAACUGCCAGCAUCAGUGCUGUUGCUGGUUCAUUUGGUUACAUUCCUCCAGAAUACGCGUACACAAUGCAAGUGACUGUGCCGGGAAACGUGUACAGCUUCGGGGUCAUCUUGCUCGAGAUUGUGACAGGUAGGCAACCAGUCGACGAAGCCUUUGGGGAAGGAAUGGACUUGGUGAAGUGGGUCCACGGCGCGUCAGCGAGAGGGGAGACGCCGGAGCAGAUUCUUGAUGCCACUCUCAGCACGGUUUCCUUCGCUUGGAGGAAGGAAAUGCUGUCGGUUCUGAGAGUGGCACUGCUCUGCACCGACAGCACGCCCGCGAAGCGGCCCAAGAUGAAGAAGGUGGUUGAGAUGCUCAGAGAGAUCACAGAGGAGUGACUCAUAUUCUUAUAUAUAUCUAUUAGUCUUCUUCUCUACUUAGCCUGGUCCUUGAUGGUAGAGGAACAUGAAAAAUGGCUUAUCUCAACUGAGAAGAAGCAAAGGUAUUAAAAUCUGUAUAUUUGUAAGGGUUUAGGUU
This is a messenger RNA of Cuscuta campestris, 3219 nucleotides long. Lineage: Eukaryota; Viridiplantae; Streptophyta; Magnoliopsida; Solanales; Convolvulaceae. The record is from the annotation of a GenBank genome assembly.